This is a messenger RNA of Tachysurus vachellii, 4563 nucleotides long. RefSeq names its product C2 domain-containing protein 2. Lineage: Eukaryota; Metazoa; Chordata; Actinopteri; Siluriformes; Bagridae. The record is from RefSeq and is a predicted model, not a curated record. The transcript is spliced from 14 exons. Bases 261 to 2195 code for a protein of 644 amino acids.
GCGGGGCUCCGGGGCGAGGCUCCUCCCACCCACCGCUGUGUGUAUAGGAAGUGAUGUGGUAACUUUUUGAACAGAUGUGUUAGCUAACAUGCUAACAGUAAAAGAGAGAUAAACACGGACGAGAUGCUGACCGCGGAUCAGCAGCAGCUGUUAGUGAUCUCCGAGAUAAGCCCAGAGUGCUGACAGGUCGAGCUCGGAUGUUAUUAGCAUGUUAGCAUGUUGGCGGACUGACGCUAACUGAGGGACUUGUUUAAGACGCCAUGGUGUCGCUGCAGUGGUCGUGUCUGGUAACGCUGUUCCUCGCCUCAGUGGUGACUUUAAUCAUCUAUUUAAUGCUGUAUUUCGGUGUUUUAUGGCGCGGGACACGGGCCGGACGGGAGACGUGUAAGGAGGCGGACCGGCUGCUGAGCUGGUUACUGGAGCUGAAGAGCUGGAGGACGGAGUGGAGGAGAACCUGGAUCCGAGCCCUCAACCAGCACAACCACUGCAUUACACAGGGAGAGAUCCAGCUGGUGUUUGAGGAGGAUGGUGUUCACUCGUCAGAACUCAGCGUGCACCACAUCUCUAGCUUUAACAGAUCACCUGGACUGAAGGUUGUGCAGUGUGAGGUGAUUGGAGACAAAAUGCAGUUUUCUCUCCACACUUGUCCGAACUCAAGCUCUACACACCCUCUUCUGAGAUACAAUGCAAAAAUCUCACCCCUACAGCUGCAGCUGGACCUGCAGAUGACAGAGGUAGAUGGAGAAGUUCAGAUUACAUGGGGACUGGAACAGCUGGACCUGAUGCACCUGCAGCUCACACCCAGUUACACACAGGGAGAAUCAGUGUGUGUGAGUGAAGCAGUAGUGAAGCGCAGGCUGCAGCAGGUUCUGUGUGAAACCCGAGCCACAGUGACUCUGAGCAGCAGGACUGCACAGCCUACAGAGCUGAAGGAAGUGAGGAACAGGAUUUCAGAGGUCUCUUCUCCACCUAAACCUCCUCGUGCUCACCAGUGGAAACUCUUAGUGAAGAACAUCCGGGUCACGUAUAGCCAGGAGAAUGGAGCUGCAGGUAGUGUAAGUCCUCAGUGUGUUCUACAGUUAGAUGAUCCUCCUCAGAAAUUGUCCACCUCAGUGCUGAGUAACACGAGUGAGCCGGUGUGGGAUCAGCCCUUUAUCUUUGAACUCAGCGGCAGGUCGAAGGAGCUGAACAUCCAGCUGGUGGAUCAUGGGAGACCUCCAGCGAGCUGUGUGCUCGGACAGGUGUGUGUACCAUUUAAUCUGGUUCAGAGGAGCCCGAGAGGACAACACACAUUCACACUGAUCAACACACACCAUGUAAUCGGAUCACUGACUACUGAGUUGUCGUACCUGGAGCCGAGUGAAGUGCGCACUUGGCAGCCCCCUACUCCGGCACCUACCAAGAGAGUGGAGAUGGAUAGGACGGUGAUGCCAUGUGGUACCGUCGUCACCACUGUCACUGCAGUGAGGAGUAGACCAGGACGUUCGCUUCCAACAGAAUCAAUAAAACCUCCAACCAAAGCCAAGCUGACGGAGAGGCGGGUGUCUGAGCAGCCUUCAGUGCUGGGAGCUAAAGUCAGCAAAGCCUUAUCUUCUUCAGAUACAGAGCUCCUGAUGCUGAACGGGACCGACCCGGUGGCCGAGGCUGCGAUCAGACAGCUGUACGAGUCGGCUAAGCAGAAACUCAAAUCUCCUGUCAAAAAGAGCACCAUCAUCAUCUCUGGAGUGGCAAAGGCCCCGCUGUCUCAGGACGAGGAGAUGACUCUGAUGGCUGGAUACGCCGCUGCCAUGGACGCCUCCUUGGCCGAGACGCCCGAGAGCACGAGGCGCGCAACAGAGACGCUCUCUGAGCACAGCGUCUCGGAUGCGACCGAUCCGUUAGAAGGUCCGAGCGGAGCGGACUGGGAGAGUCAGACGGGGGAGGAAUCAGACAAAGCCUCGCUUUCCCUCUGUGUCUCUGACAUCGGAUCUAAAAAGGGGAAAGGCAGCUUCCUCCAUAAGGGUGUGCGGCUGUUUUUCAGGCGCCGGCAGCAGAGGAAGGAGCCGGGGAUGAGUCAGUCCCAUAACGACCUGCAGUACCUGGAGCAGGCAGAGGAGAGACGCACAGCCACCUUCAAGCGCAUCAUCAACCGCAAACUGCUGCACAAACACAAGAGCAAAGCCAACGGCGUCCAAACGUCAGACCACACUGGCUAACACUCUCUCACACACACACACACACACACACACAUUCUCACACACUCAUACUGUCUGUUUCCAAAAUGACAUUUCAUUUCCAAGGACAAAGGGAUAUUCUGUGCUAGUCCGGAUAGACACGCUAAUCCUUACGCUAAUCCUUACACUAAUCCUCACAACCUGCUACAGGUGGGACGAUAUAUCAGGGUGACGUCGUAGCGUGAUGAGGGAACUGAGACCUGAUGAUGAAACGUGUGGCAUUUUAGCUUUUUUAUUUUUAGGGACAAUAAUGCAAAGAGGAAUAAAUUGAGUCUACUGUAUAAAUAAAACUACACCAUCAUAUAUAAUAGCUUCAUAUUUAGACAAAACCAAAAUCGAAGCGGCGCCUCAUCUCUGUCCGAGUCCAUGACAUCACUUCCUGUCCAGUCUGUCCUGAUUUAUAAGUAAUAGAGGAGGAAAUGUACACCAUGUACUGCAUGCUUUAUACACAUCAGUGUUAUUCAUGUUUAAAAAUGGCUGAGGGCUAAAUAGCAAAACCUGUAGCAUUAUUGGCACCCUUAAUCAGGAAGAAGACGAUGAUGACACCAAAUCAAUAUUAUGUCAGUAAUUCAGGAUCAUUGCUCCUUCAUGGGAGGCCUCACUAAUAAUUCACAAGAAAACAGUGUUGCACUAAAUAUUGCUGAUUGCAAAAGUUUUAUUGUGUUUUAUUUUUUAUUCAGUUCCUUCCUCAUUUUAAUUGAAGGGUGCCAAUUAUUCUGUUCAUUCAGCAUGAAGCUGUUAAUUCAGAUAAAAGUUAGAUAAAGUGUUUAAUAUUAUAAUAAAGAGUGAAUUAUUGAUGUCUCCCCUGCGCCGCACGACUGGACGAGUGUUUCACUUCACUGAACUCAGUCACUGCGUUUGUUACGUCGUCAGUUUUAUCUUUACAGAUCGAAAUAUUCAGUUUUUAUUAAAUUGUUGAACACAUUCAGUUUAAGAUUAAAGAUACCUUGGAAAGAAUAAUAAUAAUAAAGAAGAAGAAUAAGUAAUAAUGUGACGUAUAAACAACAACAAUAAUAAUAAUAAAUAUCUAAAGAUUCCGUAUCAGUAAAAAUUUUAAAUGUUAAUAAUAAUAACUGUUGAGGUUUGGAUGGAUGCACACACACACACACGUACACAUACAUACACUUACACACACACACACACACACACACACAGUGAAAUGGUGUUUCUGUUGAAGCAUCAUAAUCCUAUAAAAGGCCAAAAAUCUAGCACUGUGUGUGUAAAGCAGCUGAGAUGUGCCAUGAGUUCUUAAAUGGAGAUAGUUUUGUUUAUUUUACCUUUUAAAUUUUUUUAUAUAUCUAUAUUCUUAAUCUGAGUAAAAAUGUAAAUCUCUCAAUCUUUUUUUAAUGAAUGUAGGACAGUGUGUGAGAGUGUGUGAGUGUGAGAGAGAGCUUAAACACUACAGGAGGGCAUUAACGAAAGCUUUAAUCACAUACUGAUGUCAUAAUAUUUUAGUGAUUUGUUUAGUUUUGGGGUUUGUUUGUUGAUCACAUGAUCUGUACUACAUUUGUGUUGUUUGUCUCUGAAGGAUUUAAUGAUCCACUUCCCGCUGAUGAUGAUCACACAUCCCUUUAUUCGCAAUGUGUUAGUAUUUGUCUGUUAGUAGUCGCAUAACCGGCUGUGUGUGUGUGUGUGUGUGUGUGUGUGUGUUUUAGAGCUCCGGACACACCUCCCAGAUGAUUUUCUCAGUGUGUGAAUGAUUUGAGUUUUUCCAAAGUCUCAGGUCUCUGUAAAUUGCACCAUGUUCACUGUUUACUGUGCUCCUGUGUGCUGGUGUCAUGUCUGGAGGGAAUCCGGUGAACUCGUGCAAUCCCACAAUGCACUGCCACUAGAUCAUGUCUACAGCACUCUCUUGCCAGGAUUCUUACUUAUUCCCUCAUUUAUUUGGGAUGAGAAGGUCACAUGGUCAGUCUGUCAGUUUGUCUUUGUACCGUCCACUGUCUGAUCUCUAAACACAGCAGGAAGUGACGAGUAAAGCCACUGCAGUCUAGUCACACUUCAGUCUGAUGCUAGUUGACAUCGCAAUGGUAACCAUGCAGUGUGCCUUUUGCCAUGUGAGUGUGUGUGUGUGUUUAAUCCUUCUAUGUGUCCCAAAAUUAACACCAGGAACAGGAAGUGAUGCAACAGAGUUGAGUGUAGAUGUAAAUUAAUGAGCUUGAUCAGUUUACUGCAAACGUGUUGUGUGUUUGUGUGUGGGAGAGAAGAGAGGAGACUACUGGUGUUUCAUGUUGCACUCAACACUGUGUGAGUGUGAAUGUAUGUGUGUGAGUGUGAAUGUGUGUGUGAGUGUGAUUAACGUAUUAGGUUUAUCAUUUCAAGCAAUAAAAGCUGACUGCUGAUUAACAACAAA